AUGUCGCUUGUCCCGUACGCCGGUGGAUCAGGGAGCCCGCUGCCGACAUUCGUCCCCGUGCUCACUAGUGAUAACUACACCACAUGGGCGAUCAAGGUGGAGGCCAACCUAGACAUGGUCGUGCUGUGGGAGAUGGUCGUUUCGACGGAGGACGCGGCGCUGGCAGUCGUCGCGAAGAAGGACAAGCCGGCACAAGCCUACCUGCUCGGGGCGCUCUCUGAGAAACUGCUCAUGCAGGUGUCGGCAAAGAAGACGGCCGUGGAGGUCUGGGCCAGCCUGAAGACCCGCUUCGUCGGAGCUGAUCAAGUCCAGGCGGCACGGCUAGCCACCCUCCCCGACGAAUUCGAGCAUCUGCGCAUAGCGGAAGGCGAGUCGCUGGAUGCAUUCGCCGGCAAGAUUGGUGGCAUGGCGGCUCGGUACGCGGGGCUCGGGACGAUGCUCGGUGACGCCGAGAUGGUGAAGAAGCUGCUGGACUCGGUGUUGGACCGGCUGUACGCGGCAGUCACCGGCAUCGAGCAGUUCUGCAACGUCGACAAGGUGCCAUUCGAGGAGGUGCUCAGGGGGCUAAAGGCGUUCAAGGAGCGGACGAAGCGGCGCGGAUGCGGCAACGACCAGCUCAUGCUCACGGUGGCUCAAUGGGCAGCAAGGUGGCGUCAACAUGGCGGCGGGUUCGACCACGACAACGACGGCGGCGGCAGCAUGGUGUCGGGCGGCGCAGGGAAACGGCAAGGCCGCAGACGCUACUACAACUGCGGCGAGCGCGAACACUUUUGGUGGGAGUGCCCGAAGCGACAAAAGGCGCAGGCGCCGGAGCAAGCUCUUCUCGCCGACAUUGACGACGUCGGGCCGAUACUCCUCUAG
Molecule: messenger RNA, 861 nt
Organism: Aegilops tauschii subsp. strangulata
Lineage: Eukaryota; Viridiplantae; Streptophyta; Magnoliopsida; Poales; Poaceae
Molecular function (GO): zinc ion binding; nucleic acid binding
Source: RefSeq, a predicted model, not a curated record